Perkinsus marinus ATCC 50983 is the source of this 842-nucleotide messenger RNA. Its product is annotated as thiolproteinase SmTP1, putative. Lineage: Eukaryota; Perkinsozoa; Perkinsida; Perkinsidae. Gene Ontology annotation, molecular function: cysteine-type endopeptidase activity. The record is from RefSeq and is a predicted model, not a curated record. The transcript has 8 exons. The annotation marks the transcript as partial. Gene Ontology annotation, cellular component: lysosome.
AUGUUGGCCUUUCAACUACUCCUCGCAGUUGUAACUGCCGAGUACGGCGGAUCUCAGGUGAAGGACAUGUUCGAAGCCUACAAGGAGAAAUUUGGACACAACUUCGAUGCACAAGAUGAUUCCCGUAUGAAGAUUUUCGCAGAUAACCUCCGCUACAUAGAAGAGGAGAAUGCUAAAGGUCUGCCCUACAAGCUCAAGGUGACUCCAUUCGCUCAUCUGACCAAUGCCGAGUUUAGAAUGACCAGACUCGCGACAAUGCCGAAGGCUAGAAGCUUUACCGUAAACGAAGCGAACACCGUUGGUUAUGAGGGCUCCAUUGAAGAGCUUCCCGCAGCUGUCAACUAUGUUGCCAAAGGCUGGGUUACGGGUGUUAAAGAUCAAGGCUUUUGCGGAAGUUGCUGGGCCUUCUCAGCUACUGGUGCCCUUGAGGCUCUUCACAAGAAUCUUACUGGGGAUCUCGUGCCACUCUCGGAGGAGCAGUUAAUCGACUGCAGCUUUAUCGAUUAUGGGAAUGCGGGGUGUUUGGGUGGAGACAUGUCCAACUCAUUCGAAUACGUGGCGGAUCACGGUAUCGCUUCGGAGAAGGAUUAUCCAUAUACAUCAACUAAUUCUGGGUAUUCAACUCCUUCUCCCUGUCAGCACGAUCAUACGGCCAUAAUCGCGGUGACCUCAAAGCCCGCCCUUCUGGCAGCGAUAGCCUUGAGUGGGCCAGUCAGUGUCGCCAUUGAUGCGGGAUCGAGAGCCUUCCAACACUAUGGCGGAGGGGUUUUCAAUUCUCCGUGCAAUACGACAUUGGAUCAUGGUGUUCUCGCAGUUGGCUAUGACUUGGAAGCAAUUGAGCC